Molecule: messenger RNA, 1963 nt
Organism: Scylla paramamosain (green mud crab)
Lineage: Eukaryota; Metazoa; Arthropoda; Malacostraca; Decapoda; Portunidae
Gene: Hel25E
Product: spliceosome RNA helicase DDX39B-like
Biological process (GO): mRNA splicing, via spliceosome; mRNA export from nucleus
Molecular function (GO): ATP binding; RNA helicase activity; RNA binding
Source: RefSeq, a predicted model, not a curated record
GAUUUGGCGCCAUUUUGCUGAACAUCGCGUCCUCCUGCUACCUUCCUCAACAUUUUUGCAAACAACCGCAUCGCACACGAGACAACAUGGCCCGACCCAGAGCCCGAACUUUUGGACUACGAGGAGGAUGAGGACGGCAGUGGACGGGGGGGUGGCGGAGGCCCAGGAGGCAGCCCCCCCCAAGAAGGAUGUGAAGGGAACUUAUGUAUCCAUUCACUCUUCAGGGUUCAGAGACUUCCUUCUCAAGCCAGAGAUUUUAAGGGCCAUUGUCGAUUGUGGCUUUGAACAUCCCUCUGAAGUACAACACGAGUGCAUCCCACAAGCUGUAUUGGGCAUGGACAUCCUGGGACAGGCCAAAUCUGGGAUGGGUAAAACAGCUGUCUUUGUUCUGGCCACACUGCAGCAGAUUGAUCCUGUAGAUGGCCAGGUGUCAGUACUCGUCAUGUGCCACACGCGCGAACUGGCGUACCAAAUCGCCAAAGAAUAUGAAAGAUUUAGCAAGUACAUGCCGGCUGUGAAAGUAGGUGUGUUCUUCGGAGGCAUGAACAUACAGAAGGACGAGGAUACCCUUAAGAACAACUGCCCCCAUAUUGUGGUGGGAACGCCUGGCCGGGUCCUGGCUCUCGUCAGGAACAAGAAACUAAGCUUGCGUCACUUGAAGCAUUUUGUGCUGGACGAGUGCGACAAGAUGCUGGAACAACUUGACAUGAGGAGGGACGUGCAAGAGAUUUUCCGCAACACACCCCACGAAAAGCAAGUGAUGAUGUUUUCGGCCACUCUUAGCAAGGAUAUUCGGCCGGUCUGCAAAAAGUUUAUGCAAGAUCCAAUGGAGGUCUAUGUAGAUGACGAGGCUAAACUCACCCUCCAUGGUCUCCAGCAGCAUUACGUGAAGAUUAAGGAGAACGAGAAGAACAAGAAGCUUUUUGAAUUGCUGGAUGCUCUUGAGUUCAACCAGGUCGUGAUCUUCGUCAAGUCAGUGCAGCGGUGUGUGGCUCUGGCAACACUGCUAGUGGACAUGAACUUCCCAGCCAUUGCUAUCCAUCGCGCCAUGCAGCAGGAGGAGCGUCUCAGCCGCUACCAACAGUUCAAGGAUUUCCAGAAGCGCAUUCUGGUGGCAACUAAUCUGUUCGGGAGAGGAAUGGACAUCGAAAGGGUUAACAUUGUCUUCAACUAUGACAUGCCGGAGGACAGUGACACGUACCUGCAUCGCGUGGCCAGAGCUGGGCGGUUUGGUACUAAGGGCCUGGCAGUGACCUUCGUGAGCGAGGAAAGCGAUGCAAAGACCCUGAAUGAGGUACAGGAGAGGUUUGACGUCAACAUAACAGAACUACCGGAUGAAAUUGACCUCUCCUCGUACAUUGAGGGUCGUUAGUGGAGGGGACCAGCGCGUACAUGUGUGUGUGUGUGCGUGUGCGUGUGUGUGCGUUUGGGGUCCUGGCCUGUAGUGUGUACGUGUGAAGCCCUCAGAUAAACGUACAUGUGUAAUUUUAAGUGUUUUUUUUAUUUUAUUAUUAUUAUUAUUAUUGUUAUUAUUUAGUUUUUUUAAUUGGAUGUAAUAGUGUAGUUAUUUUUAUUAUUAUUGUGAUUAUUUUAAGUAGUUAUGUUCUGUAACUGAAUAUAAUGGCAAAAUUUGUUUCUUUCAAAAUUUGUAGUUAUUAUUUUUAUUAUUAUUAUUAUUAUUAUUAUUAUUAUUGUAAAGAACCAACAUGUAAGCUUAAAAUUGUGUAGCUAAGAUGGUUCCUUUAUCUUCAAUUACCUAAAAGAAUAAUUAGUUUUCUCAGUAAUAUGUGGACAUUUAUUAUUAUUAUUAUUACUGUAAAAGAACCAACAUGUAAGCUUAGAAUGGUUUAAGGUUUAAGGUGGUUCCUUUACCCUCUGUCACCUAAAGGAAUGAUUCGUUUUUUGAGUAAUUUAAGUACAAGUCUGUAUUUCAAUUUGUAAGAAAGAUUUUUUUUAAGUUUUA